Trypanosoma grayi is the source of this 2319-nucleotide messenger RNA. Its product is annotated as putative minichromosome maintenance (MCM) complex subunit. The record is from RefSeq and is a predicted model, not a curated record. Gene Ontology annotation, cellular component: nucleus; MCM complex. Bases 1 to 2319 code for a protein of 772 amino acids. Gene Ontology annotation, biological process: DNA replication initiation; DNA replication; double-strand break repair via break-induced replication. NCBI's taxonomy places the organism in Eukaryota, Euglenozoa, Kinetoplastea, Trypanosomatida, Trypanosomatidae. Gene Ontology annotation, molecular function: single-stranded DNA binding; ATP binding; single-stranded DNA helicase activity. The transcript has a single exon.
AUGGAGGCGGAUCAGGGAUUAGUGCAGGUCACCAACUUCCGCGGUGGGUUGGCUGCAGAGGACGAGGCGGAACGGCAGCAGGACGAGGCGGUGGAUAUGAAAUUGGUUCUUAAGGAGUUUGUGGAGCGGUUUCGCAUUCACAACGAUCACCUUUACAUGGCAAUGCUGCGGGCAAACCUUGCAGGUGGGCUUUUCUUCUUGGAGGUUGAGAUGGCGCACGUGCAACAGUUCAGUGGCACUUUGUUUAACGCCCUUCACACAUCCCCCACACGCACGCUGCCGCUGUUCGAGCACGCGCUGUGGGAACUCGCGCAGGAACGCAAGUUGUUCCCGGCCUUUAGCCGCCAGAGUACCAUACAGCUGCAGCUGUACUGGGGAGUGCCGCCCACACCGCUCCGGCAGCUCGCGCAGGCGUCUGUGGCGCGCCUUGUGUGUGUCAGCGGCAUCGUGGUGAAGGCCAGUGCGUGCCACGCGAGGUGUGUGCGCGCUGCCAUACAGUGCACCAGCUGCUCGAGCAAGACGUACAUCAACGGUGGCCGCAGCAUCGAUCUGCCGCCGCACUGCUUGGAGAAUGGCGGCCGCGCGAAUGGGGCUGGUGGUUUUGGCGGCGCUGGCGCUGGCGGUGGGGGGCAGCGCAAGUGCCGGCCGAACCCGUACACUCUUCUGCCGAUGGAGUGCGAGUACGAGGACCAACAGAUCAUAAAGUUGCAGGAGCUUCCAGAAGACGUGCCGACUGGUGAACUGCCGCGCCACGUGACAGUUGUGGUGGACCGCUACCUCGUUGACCGUGUUAGCCCCGGCUCCCGCGUGCAGGUGGCCGGUAUCGUGUCAGUACAGGAGAAACGCGGUGGCCUCGAUGGCGGCAGAAAGAGCGCCAAGGGCAUGCGCGGCGCCGCAGGGCUGCGUGCGCAGUACCUCCGGUGCAUCGGACUCAUGUACAUCACCGCCAAGGAGGGCGGGACGUCGGUGCAGAGCGUCAACCAGAACUUCUCGUCGCGUGUGCGCUCACAGUCGGUGACGUCGUGGCAAGCGGAGGAGGAGGCCGCGUUUAAGCGCUUCGCCGAGCAGGGGCAUGUGUACGAGCGGCUCGCGCAGAGCAUUGACCCCGCCAUCUUCGGACUGGAGGACCAGAAGAAGGCCAUUGUGUGUCUCCUCUUCGGCGGCACGCGCAAGAAACAGGGCAGCAACUACCUGCGCGGUGACAUGAAUGUCCUCUUCAUUGGCGAUCCAUCCACCGCGAAGUCCCAGCUUCUGAAGUUCACGGAGAAGGUCGCGCCCAUCGGCAUCUACACCUCUGGCAAAGGCAGCAGUGCGGCGGGACUGACGGCUUCCGUCAUCUCCAAUGGCAAUGGCGACUUCGUGUUGGAGGCGGGGUCGAUGGUGCUAGCUGACGGUGGCGUUGUGUGCAUUGACGAGUUCGACAAGAUGCGGGAGCAGGACCAGGUGGCGAUCCACGAGGCGAUGGAGCAGCAGACCAUCUCCAUCGCCAAGGCGAACCUCACGACGAUGCUGAACAGCAGGACGAGUGUGCUUGCCGCAGCGAACCCGACGCUCGGCAGCUACGACCCUCUGCGCUCGAACGAAGACCAGAUGGACUUCCAGAGCUCCAUUCUCUCCCGUUUUGACCUCAUCUUCAAGGUGCUUGACCCGCGCAACCCGGAGAUCGACAACCGCCUCGCGCAGCACGUCGUCAAUCUGCACAAGGGCGGCAGCGGCCGCCACGCACAGACAUCAGCAGCCUCCCCAUCGGUGGAGCGGUCCUUCUUCACCAAGUAUAUCUCCUACGCGCGGGCUACGCGGCAGCCACGCAUCUCGGAGGACGCCAUGUCAGUGUUGCUGGACUUCUACGUGCAUGUCCGUCGCGACGCGCACCAGCAGACGCUAGAGUCUAUCUCCGGAUCGUCUGGCUCGACCGGCGCAAAGCCGCAGACGCCAAUCAUUCAAAUUACCGCUCGUCAGCUGGAAAGUUUGGUGCGUAUCACUGAGUCACUGGCGCGCAUGCGCCUCGACGUCCUGGCGAGCCGCACCGACGCGGAAGAGGCUAUUCGGCUCUUUAAAAUGGCGACGGUCGACGCUAUUAAGAGUGGUGUGGCGGACCAAAGUAUGACGGCCGCACAGAGUGAGUUAAUGCUGCGCAUCGAAGAGGCACUGCGCCGUCGCGUCGCGUUGGGUGCGACAGUGGAACAGAACCGGUUGCUGUCUGAGAUGGCACGCAUGGGCUUCGACGUGAAGAUCGUUGAACGCGCUGUGUACGCCAUGGUGAAGCGUGAAGAACUUGAGUGGCGCAAGCAGCGCACACUCAUCCACCGACUGCGGUGA